Molecule: messenger RNA, 1656 nt
Organism: Symbiodinium natans
Lineage: Eukaryota; Dinophyceae; Suessiales; Symbiodiniaceae
Source: the annotation of a GenBank genome assembly
AUGGAGCAUGAAGGAGGUACUCCAGCAGAGUCUCCAGCAGUUACAAAAGUGAAGGAUUUCCUGAACACUACUUGUGGAUCCAUCUUGAAGGCAUGGCUAACUCAGUUCGAUGUGGACCUGGACUACAGGGUUUCAAAGAUUGAGUUUGUGGAUGGCAUGCGGGCACUAGGGUACACUGCCGGAGAGCUCCACAAGUUGUUCGCCGAGAUCGACGUUGACGGCUCCGGUGAGAUUUUGCUGGAUGAGCUGGACCCAGAGCAGGCCAUGUUGUGGAACACCUUCCGCUCAUGGGCCGUUCAAAGCUUCGUGAGCAUAGAGGACAUGAUUCUCAGUUUGACAGAAGAGGGGAACCCGUUGAACCUCGCGACGAAGGACAUGGAGUGCGUCUCGCAGGAAUCCUUCUGCAGGAGGCUCCCAGAGCUCGACUGGAAGGCAGGGCAUGAAGAGUUCCUUUUCUCAGUUCUCGACAUGGACAACGACGGCCGCCUCAGGCCGCACUGCCUCCGCUGGUUGGGCAUUGAGCUGAAGCGCCUUCAGCGGAAGCGUGCGGCAAAAGCUGGUACGGUCAAGAAGAAGUCGUCGGGACUCCAGCAAAGCGUAUUGGAGCAAGAGUUGCAUGAGUUCAAAGAAGAUAUCCGGAGAAGGUUCGGGGGCGGCAACCUGACCCGGGCAUGGCGUGUGGCGCUAUCUGACACGAGCGUGCUGCCCAGGACGCGAUUCCUCAAGGCUUGUGCCAAGAUGGGCUACGCCAAGAAAGGCAAGGACCUCUGGAAGAUGCUGGACAAGACGGGCAGUGGCUUCGCCUCCGUCGAUGAGAUUGAUCCCAAAACUGCGCAGGUUUUGGCUCACUUUAAGAAGUUUGUGGAUGAGCGCUUCAACGGCUAUCAUGCCGCAUUUGAGAAUCUGGAUCUUGAUGGCACGCGGAAGAUCCGACUGCAACAGUUCCAACAAGGGCUCGAGAAGUUUCGGUUCCCCUUUCACAAGCAAGCGGCGACGCUUUUUGCUGCCUUAGACCUGGACGAGAAUCAUGUCAUCGAUGAGGACGACUUGCACUUCCUUGAAAAAUGGAGCCCGUUGCCUUUCUUGACGGCGUCUCCGAACCCGAGGGCAAGAGAAGAAGUUCGAAAGCUCCUCAUUCAUCGCUAUGGCCGUGCAGUGAAAGUAUGGCGGCACCUUUUGGAUCGAGAUGGCAGCAAUCGCUGCAAUUGGCAUGAGUUCCUCUUCGCUUGCAAGACCUGCGGCUACCAUGGCGACAUUCCUGGAGCGUGGCGGGCAUUGGAUGUGGAUCUUUCAGGGUACAUCACCUUGAAAGAGUUGGAUGCAGAAAGCCAUGGGACACUCAUGGAAUUCAGGACUUGGGCCUUGGACGAAUUUGGUUCGGCCAAGGCCGCCUUUUCAGUCUUCGAUCGCGAUGGGUCGAAUACCUUAACCUUCCAGGAAUUCCGGGCAGCCUGCAAGAUCUAUGGGUACGAGGGGCAUGCCAAGCAGCUUUUCGCAGCUCUGGAUGUGAGAGGUGAGGGCUCUCUGUCCUUGAAGGAGGUUGCUUUCCUUGACGACUGGAGGGACGAUGUGGACGAGAUGAGGAAGGCCAGAAAGGCCAUCGCGGGCUUUCUGCUGUCUCCGAUCAGCCCACGAAGCUUGUCAGCAUCUGCGUGA